AUGGCCUCCGAUCGCAUGGAAGAAUACGACAUCGACAACCGCCUCGCCAAGACGACGGCGCCGCCCGGCACACCCGACUCCAAGGGCAGCGGCGAGCACGUCGAGCGCAUCCGCACCGCCGGUGAGCACAACGAGUACAUCUACAUCGGGCGUCAGAAGUUCCUCAAGUCCGACCUUUACGAGGCCUUCGGCGGCACCCUCAACCCCGGCCUCGCGCCCGCGCCCGCCCACAAGUUCGCCAACCCCGCGCCGCUCGGCCUCUCCGCCUUCGCCUUGACGACCUUCGUGUUGUCCAUGUACAACUGCGGCGCCCGCGGCGUGGCCGUCCCCAACGUCGCCGUCGCCCUCGCCAUGUUCUACGGCGGCCUCGUCCAGCUUGCCGCCGGCAUGUGGGAGAUGGCCAUGGAAAACACCUUCGGCGCCACCGCCCUCAGCUCCUACGGCGGCUUCUGGCUCUCCUACGGCGCCAUCAACAUCCCGUGGUUCGGCGUCAAGGACGCCUACGCCGCCUCUGAGGCCCAGCUCGUCGACGCCAUAGGCAUCUACCUUUUGGCCUGGGCCAUUUUCACCUACAUGCUCACCAUGUUGACCCUCAAGUCCACGCUCGCCUUCUUCUCGCUCUUCUUUUUGUUGGGCACCACCUUUUUGCUUCUCGCCAUUGCGGAGUUCGCGCGCAGCGACAGGGUCAAGCGCGCCGCCGGCGUGGUCGGCGUGAUCGUGGCCUUUAUUGCCUGGUACAACGCCUAUGCCGGUAUCGCCUCCCGCGAAAACGCCUACAUCAUGGCGCGCCCAAUCCCGCUCCCCAGAAACCAAAAGUGGUGGUAG
This is a messenger RNA of Eremothecium gossypii ATCC 10895, 825 nucleotides long. RefSeq names its product Ady2p (gene ADY2). The record is from RefSeq and is marked provisional. NCBI's taxonomy places the organism in Eukaryota, Fungi, Ascomycota, Saccharomycetes, Saccharomycetales, Saccharomycetaceae. The transcript has a single exon. Gene Ontology annotation, cellular component: plasma membrane. Bases 1 to 825 code for a protein of 274 amino acids. Gene Ontology annotation, molecular function: acetate transmembrane transporter activity.